Messenger RNA from Cordyceps fumosorosea ARSEF 2679, 1500 nucleotides. Its product is annotated as DUF1479 domain protein. Lineage: Eukaryota; Fungi; Ascomycota; Sordariomycetes; Hypocreales; Cordycipitaceae. The transcript is spliced from 3 exons. The record is from RefSeq and is a predicted model, not a curated record. The coding region runs from base 1 to 1500 and encodes 499 amino acids.
AUGUUACGAUCUUGUGUAAGCAAGUCCCAACGCCGCAGCCUGGCCACCGUCGCGGCCGGCGCGGGCGCGGGCGUCCAAAAGUCCUCCAAGAAGGAGGGCGAUAUCUCGGACGCCUUCGUGUCCCUGUCCGGCGCCAAGCGUGAUCCGCUGCCCGACCGGUUCCGCGAGCUCAAGUGCGAGCUGGUCCGCGGCCGGGAGAAGCAGAUCACGGACAGCUGGAACCGCCUGCUGCGGGACCUUCGGAAGGAGAAUGAAAUCAUUGCGCAGAAGGGAUCGGACGUCGUCCCGCAAGUCGAGUUUGCGAAUCUGGAGAGCGGACUAAGGAGUCUCAAGGAUGAGAUCAAGAAGCGAGGUGCCGUGGUUGUACGGGGCGUGGUGCCCGAGGCCGAGGCCAGGGCUUACAAGGAAGAGGUGGAGGACUACGUGAAGAGGAAUCCAUGGACCAGAGCCUUCCCGGCCGAUAACCCCCAAGUGUACGAGCUCUACUGGUCGGCGCCGCAGCUCAAGGCCCGCUCGCACCCCAACUUCAUGCGCGUGCAGCGGCGACUCAUGGGCGACGGCCUCCUCUGGCACGCCUCGGACCCGACCAGCCCCAUCUCCCUGGCCGAGCCGCUGUCCUACGCGGACCGUCUACGCAUCCGGCAGCCCGGCGACGCCACCUUCGCGCUCGGCCCGCACAUCGACGGCGGCAGCGUGGAGCGGUGGGAGCCGACCGGCUACGGCCUCGGUGGCGCGUACGACGCCGUCUUCGCGGGCGCGUGGGAGGCGUACGACCCGUGGGACGCGAGCGGGCGCGUCGGCGCCGUCAACAACCUGUACGACGGGCUCGGCGCGUGCUCCAUGUUCCGCGCGUGGCAGGGGUGGCUGAGCAUGAGCGGCACGCGGCCGGGCGAGGGCACGCUGCUGGUGAACCCGCUGAUGCACCGCGCGACGGCGUACGUGCUGCUCCGGCCGUUCUUCGAGGCCAAGGAUACGGACAGGGAGGGGAGGGCGUACUUGGAGGGGGACAACUGGGCGCUGGUGGGCGAGGGGCGGAUGACGAGCGAGUUGCAGGGCGCGAGCCCGGGACACGGCCAGGAGCUGACGGAGGAGCUGCACCCGCACCUGGAGCUCGAGCGGACCAUGGUGCACGUCCCGGAGAUUAAACCGGGCGAUUUCGUCGCCUGGCACUGCGACACCAUCCACGCGGUCGACAAGCAGCACCGGGGCGCGUCCGACUCGAGCGUGCUGUACAUUCCCGUGUGCCCGCUGACGGCCAUCAACGCGCGGUACGUGGCGCGGCAGCGUGAGGCCUGGCGGCGCGGCACGCCGGGCCCGGACUUUCCCGGCGGCGAGGGCGAGGCGAGGCACGCGGGAAGGCCGGCCGAGGCGGCGCUGCGGGGGUGGGCCGGCACGGAGGCGCUCCGGUCGAUGGGGCUGGAGAAGCUGGUUCCGGCGCCGGGGGCGACGGCUGGUCAGAGGGAGGUUCUCGCGGACGCGAAUGCGAUUCUUGGAUUCUGA